AAAGUGAAAAUCAAAAUCAAAAUCUCCCAAAUAAUGAAGGAGAAGAAGGGCGAAAGAAAAGAGAGAGAGAGAGAGAGAGAGAGAGAGAGAGAGAGAGAGAGAGAGGGAGACACAUUUGGAUAUUUGUGAUGAGAGAGAGAGAGAGGGAGCAUGGAGAAUCCCAAUGCUAAAGCUCAGAGACACAGACAGCAGAGGUUACUGUUGUCACUCCCUGGCCCUGUUUUGUGACCAAUUAAACUAAAAAAUCCCCACUCUCUCUCUCACACACACACACACUCUCCCUCUCACUCUCUUUCACUCUCACUUUUCCUCAUCUUCCAUAUCAUAUCAUCUUCCACACUCUCUACCACUCUCCUAAUUUUCUUUUUCUCACUCUUAUUUUCCAUCAAACCAAUUGAACCCCACAAAUCUUGUAGCUCCCCAAACUCCAUGAACCAAUCAAAGAUUCCAUUUUUUUGAACGCAAAGCCACAGUCCCCAGACCAAAAAAAAGAAAAAAAAAGAGACAAUAGCGACGGCAUCGAAGAAAUGAGAGAGAACCAACCAUCAACAACCUCGGAGGACGACCACCGAUCGUCGCUUCUGGAUCUGGCUCGGGCCGAGAUCACCGAAUCCUCCUCCUCCAAGACCCGAACCUGCUCGGGCCUCCAGGGUCCAGGUUCGGGUUCCGGGUCGGGUCCUUCCGAGUCUCAGGCCCCGUUCCCGGACCAAGUCCUCGAGAACGUUCUGGAAAACGUACUCCACUUCCUCUCCUCUCGCCGCGACCGCAACGCGGCCUCAUUGGUGUGCCGCUCCUGGUACCGUGCUGAGGCCCUCACCCGAUCCGAACUCUUCAUAGGGAACUGCUACGCGCUCUCACCGAACCGGGCCACGGCCCGGUUCACUCGCGUCCGGUCCGUAACUGUAAAGGGGAAGCCACGGUUUGCGGACUUCGAUCUGCUGCCGCCUGAUUGGGGGGCCCACUUCUUCCCUUGGGCCUCGGCCCUGGCCCAAGCCUACCCCUGGCUCGAGAAGCUCCACCUCAAACGCAUGUCCGUCACCGACCGCGACCUCGCUCUCGUCGCCGAUUCCUUCGCCUCCUUUCGCGAACUCGUUCUCGUUUGCUGCGAAGGCUUCGGCACUCGCGGCCUCGCCACCGUCGCCGCCAAGUGCAGAUUGCUGAGGGUGCUUGAACUUGUGGAAUCUGUGGUGGAGGUAUCUGACGAUGAUGAAGAAAUAGAUUGGAUAUCGUGUUUUCCGGAGAGUCAAACUAAUAUGGAGUCUCUGGUUUUUGAUUGUGUUGAGUGUCCGAUUAAUUUUGAGGCUUUGGAAGGGUUAGUGGCUAGGUCACCUUGUUUGAAGAAGCUUCGGUUGAACCGUUUUGUUUCCAUGUCUCAGCUCUAUCGAUUAUUGCUUCGAGCUCCGCAGCUCACUCACCUUGGAACAGGUUCCUUCAGUGCCUCUGAGCCUGUGGUGAUUGGCGGUGAUCAGGAGCCGGAUUAUGCCGCCGCUUUUGAGGCUUGCAGAUCCUUGGUUUGCUUGUCUGGAUUCAGGGAGAUUUUGGCAGAUUAUCUUCCGGUGAUUUAUCCGGUCUGUGCAAACCUAACGUCGUUGAAUUUGAGCUAUGCUGAUGUUAACGCACAGCAGCUGAGGUCUGUCAUACGUCAUUGUCAUAAGCUGCAGAUAUUCUGGGUGCUUGAUUCGAUAUGUGAUGAGGGACUUCAGGCUGUGGCUGCUACUUGCAAAGACUUGCGUGAGCUUCGGGUUUUCCCUGUGAACACGAGGGAGGAGACCGAGGGUCCAGUUUCUGAGGUGGGGUUUCAAGCGAUUUCUGAGGGUUGCAGGAAGUUGGAAUCAAUAUUGUUUUUCUGCCAGACGAUGACGAAUGCUGCUGUGGUGGCCAUGUCGAAGAACUGCCCAGAUCUUGUGGUGUUCCGUCUCUGUAUAAUUGGGCAGUAUCGGCCAGAUCCUGUGACUUUCCAACCCAUGGAUGAGGGUUUUGGUGCUAUUGUUAUGAACUGCAAGAAGCUCACCCGGCUUGCUGUGUCUGGUUUGCUGACUGAUCGAGCUUUUGAGUACAUUGGGACGUAUGGGAAAUUGGUUAGGACACUGUCGGUUGCCUUUGCCGGAGACACUGACCUUGGUCUCAAAUAUGUGCUUGAAGGAUGCCCUAAUUUGCAAAAGCUUGAAAUCAGGGAUAGCCCAUUUGGUGAUGGAGCUCUGCGAUCUGGUCUGCAUCAUUAUUACAACAUGAGAUUCCUAUGGAUGUCAACCUGUAAGUUGACGCGCCAAGCUUGCCAAGAAGUUGCACAAGCGUUGCCCCACCUGGUUUUGGAAGUGAUCAACAGUGAGGAAGAUGCAAAGGAUGAUAUUGAGAUAUUGUACAUGUAUCGGUCUCUUGAUGGGCCACGGGAUGAUGCUCCAAGAGUUGUUACUAUCUUGCAUUAGAUAUUUUUAAUUCAAGAAGAUUUUAGCACUUUCCAAUGGUGGCUGUUGGGUGAAAUAUGAUAGAGCAGGGAGUUUUAAAUAAACCUGCCAGGACAUUUCUCUACUAUCCAGGCAAACAAAGUUAAGCAUACAACUCCUGUUCUUGGUGCGUGCUACUGUGAUGGCAGGCCACAAAGAUCCUAUUGAGGGGAUGGGGGUUUACAUUUCUCUGUUCGCCUUUGUUUAUGUUAGAGGACUAAGGAUUGGGAGGAGUAGAAUAAUAGGAAAGGGUAGAGGAAGAAUGAUUCUAAUAUGAAGUUCUGCAGGCAUUGGGCCAUUCAAUGUUGUUGUACUGUCACAGUUUUAAGUUUAUGUAUUUUUUUUCCCUUUUAUAUUCAUUUUAUCAUAACGGAAAACUGCCUGAGGAGGGGGGAGGAGAGACUGCUGAAGCGACUCUGAGGAUUGACUAAUAAGAGCAUUAUUUCAUUUCCUUGGUCAAAUAGAUGGUACAUUGAGAGCAGAUUUGGAAGGAUCGAAACAGAAGAAGAUUUGGAGAGGUGAUGUUCUCUAACUUAUCCAUCAUACCAUAUCAGUAGAGAAGCAAACUAUGUAUUCACUUUGUAAGGAACUUAGUCUCUUUAUUUGGAUUCAAAUGAUAGUUAGUUCAAGCUUUAGGUGGCCAGAAUCCAAACCCCAGGGUCUGAUAUAUACCUAUCUCUUUCUCCCUAAUCUCAAAUGUGUUUUACUUCUCUCGCGGAUGUGUUGAUGUAGCACCUGACUGUUGAAAUUUAUUGUUAUUGUUAGCAAUUGUGAGACGGUUAAUAAAUGCCAGAAUAUGCAUGGACCAUAUAUAGUCUCUAAAUCUUUCGUUUUCGGAAUGUGGAAUGAUCGACAGUGAGACCUAUUAAUUAUGUAUGGAAAGUGUCAUUCAAGUACACGUUGCAGGACCCCCUUUCUUCUCGUGGGGUUCCAUUGACAUGCUUGAGGAUCCCUUUUAACAGAAAAAGAAAAGGGGGUGUUUGAUGAUCCUGAUCAUCCAUCAGAUCUUUGCGAGGAGCUUGCGGGCUCUUCCAGUUCUCAGUAACCUCACACAUGCCUAUAUGUUUAUAUAGAGGGAAAAAACUAGAAUUUAUUAGGCGCAGUCUGAAUAAGUUCCUCAUGCUUUGAAUAUAGAUAUUGUAUUAUUAGGCUGAUGUGUAUAUUUGUAAAUAUAUGGGUUCCAAUUUUCAUAGGGUGUGAGGGGACCAAUAAUUUGAUGACCGGUCUCCCCUCCUGCGUUUGCGUUAUAAAGCGGGCAAGUCCACUAACGGACUAUCUCAUUCUCUCU
Abrus precatorius (Indian licorice) is the source of this 3732-nucleotide messenger RNA. Its product is annotated as transport inhibitor response 1-like protein. Lineage: Eukaryota; Viridiplantae; Streptophyta; Magnoliopsida; Fabales; Fabaceae. The record is from RefSeq and is a predicted model, not a curated record. Bases 528 to 2426 code for a protein of 632 amino acids. The transcript is spliced from 3 exons. Gene Ontology annotation, biological process: SCF-dependent proteasomal ubiquitin-dependent protein catabolic process. Gene Ontology annotation, cellular component: SCF ubiquitin ligase complex. Gene Ontology annotation, molecular function: protein binding.